UAAUUGUGUUGUCUUUGUGUAAAGGAGUGGAGCUCGAUCUCACAUCACUCUUCCCUCUUCCCCGAAUCCUUUCUAAACUCUCCCCCGGGUUCCUACCCUCCCGAACCUCUCCCCUUCUACCCUUACAACCCCACCCUCCCCCCGAUCACGUCGAAACGCAGGCAUCAGAUCCAUCUCCGUGUCCAAAGAACCCCGAUUCUAUUAUAAAAGGAGCAACAACGACCGGCAAGCUGGCUGACUUGGACUCCGGUGUGAUUGAAGGAGGACUUAAUGUCACUCUUACAAUCCGGCUGCUCAUGCAUGGCAAGGAAGUUGGAAGCAUCAUCGGCAAGAAAGGUGAAUCUGUGAAGAAGAUGAGAGAAGAGAGUGGGGCUCGCAUCAACAUCUCUGAGGGCAAUUGUCCGGAGAGGAUCAUCACUUUGGCCGGUCCAACCACCGCCAUCUUCAAAGCAUUCUCCAUGAUCAUCGAAAAGCUGGAAGAGGAUAUAAGCAGUUCCAUGACCAACAGCACGGCAACCAGUAAGCCACCAGUGACUCUGCGUAUUGUGGUGCCUGCUAGUCAGUGCGGCUCCCUCAUUGGAAAAGGUGGCUGCAAGAUCAAGGAAAUUCGAGAGUCAACAGGAGCUCAGGUACAAGUGGCAGGAGACAUGCUUCCUAACUCUACGGAGCGGGCCAUCACUAUCGCCGGCACCACCCAGUCCAUUAUAGAGUGUGUCAAGCAGAUCUGCGUCAUUAUGCUUGAGUCUCCCCCUAAGGGAGUCACCAUCCCGUACAGACCCAAGCCUUCAGGAUCCCCUGUCAUCUUCUCCGGUGGACAGGCGUAUGCUGUACAAGGACAGCAUGCGAUUCCACAGCCAGAUUCUUCCUCUGCUGCUAUAUCCCCACAGCUCACCAAGUUACACCAGCUGGCCAUGCAGCAGAGCCCCUUCCCCAUCGCCCCCAGCAACCAGGGAUUCACCGGCAUGGAUGCUUCUGCCCAAACAAGUUCCCACGAGAUGACCAUUCCAAAUGAUCUGAUCGGAUGCAUCAUUGGCCGCCAGGGCUCCAAGAUCAAUGAGAUCCGGCAGAUGUCGGGCGCUCAGAUCAAGAUUGCCAAUCCGGUUGACGGCUCGUCCGACCGCCAGGUGACCAUCACGGGCUCUCCCGCCAGCAUCAGCCUGGCCGAGUACCUCAUCAACGCCAGGCUCUCCUCCGAGGCCACAGGACUGGCAGCCAAUUGAAGACACUGCAUCUGCACUAGCUCCACGUGUAUAGAAACGUAUACACGCACACAUACACCGAUGGCUACCAGUCAAUGCAAAUAUCCAACUUAUAAACUUAUGUAUUACCCUGCCUCUCCCUUGGUUUGAAACACGUCAUCUGCCAUUCAUUUGAUCUGGUGUGUUUAUUUAUUUUUGUUUUUUUUAGUCGAAAGAAAAUAUUUGGUUUUUAAAUUCGCAUUUUGGAGUCCAUUUUGGAGGUUUUAAGGAUUUAGUUUAUUUUUGUUUUCUUCCCCCUUAUUUUCUUCUGUUCCCCUCCCUCCUUUCUGUCUUUGCCACCAUAAGAGUAGAGUUGGGCAACUCUGAAUAGGCAUAAGAGUUAAGUGCUGUACAGCAAGAAUUGUUCUUUUUGUUUUUUUUCCCUUAUAAAAGGAAAUGACCAAAAAAUGGAAAAAUAAAAAAGUAUCAAAAAUAAGAAUAGUGGCUUUUAAUAUUUCUUUAUCCCUUUAUUUAUUUUUAUUUUUUACUUCAGUCUUUUACAAUGGCCUAACCUUUUGAACUGUUUCUGAAAUGUCUUAACACACACUUGGAUUAAGAGACAUUUUACAGUCCCCAAACCACCACCAUGUCACAUUUGUCACCCUAGAGGAGUAUGUAGCUUGCACGGUCACAGACAAACAUUGGGUUAGAAGUAUUGAUCGCAACACUUUGGGAUUACAAUCCUGCAGAUUUUCAUUCAUGUCGUACUGUGCAUGUCGCUUCUAUCAUUUAUUUUUAUUUUCCUCGUUCUGUCAUUCCUGUUUGUCCCACCUUGUGUCGUCGGCCCAGUGGCCCCUGUAUGUUCAUUCGUUGCCGGGACGGGGUGGGGUUGGUGUGGGCCAGGGUUUGUCUACGCUGGACGAGAAAAGCAGAGUGGUCUUUGCCUCUUUUUGUAGAGACUGAUAUAUAAAUAUAUAUAUAUACGACAAAAAAAAAAGUUGGAAUAUUUGUUUUAAAAAUGGAGGAAAUAUUUUUUUUAACUACCAAAGUGGAUUAAUAACUCCUGAAGCAACGGUUGCUCUACGAAUGCGAGGCUGCUCUGAAGUGGGUCACUGAGCUCUGGAAGUAGACGGGUGUUGCGGGGGCGGUUUGACGCUGGGUUCCUGCUCUUUGCUUUGCUCGAGUCAAGAUUUUUAUUUUCAUUAUUUGCAGGAAAGAAACACCUUCUGUGCACGUUUUUGAGACUGUAGACCUGGGUGCCCCAACAAUGUUUAAAAAAAGAAGAUGGCAGAAAUAAAAAAUGGAAAUGCUGUGAGAUUUUUUUUUGUUAGUUGCUGAUGAAAUAAAUUCAAAACGUUCACACAGUCUGCGUUUUGAGUG
Messenger RNA from Gadus chalcogrammus (walleye pollock), 2558 nucleotides. RefSeq names its product poly(rC)-binding protein 2-like. Gene Ontology annotation, cellular component: nucleoplasm; nucleus; cytoplasm. The transcript is spliced from 13 exons. The record is from RefSeq and is a predicted model, not a curated record. Bases 297 to 1220 code for a protein of 307 amino acids. Gene Ontology annotation, biological process: regulation of RNA metabolic process; regulation of gene expression. Gene Ontology annotation, molecular function: single-stranded DNA binding; mRNA binding. Lineage: Eukaryota; Metazoa; Chordata; Actinopteri; Gadiformes; Gadidae.